Messenger RNA from Phialemonium atrogriseum, 2471 nucleotides. RefSeq lists its product as uncharacterized. Bases 90 to 2465 code for a protein of 791 amino acids. Gene Ontology annotation, molecular function: DNA binding; DNA-binding transcription factor activity, RNA polymerase II-specific; zinc ion binding. Gene Ontology annotation, cellular component: nucleus. The record is from RefSeq and is a predicted model, not a curated record. NCBI's taxonomy places the organism in Eukaryota, Fungi, Ascomycota, Sordariomycetes, Cephalothecales, Cephalothecaceae. Gene Ontology annotation, biological process: regulation of DNA-templated transcription; DNA-templated transcription. The transcript is spliced from 9 exons.
CGCAUGUUGUAGUAACCAGGAAAACAAUAAACGAUCGACGUAACAAUUGUCGGCGGCAUCCCCUCCUGCGGUGCUACGGCACGGUCACAAUGGACGUGGGUAUCAACUCGUCGCUGUCAGCCUCUCCACGCAGCCCAACCACGUCGGUGCAGAAUGCAGGCGCGCCCGUCAUCAAGCGCCGGGCCCCAAUCGCCUGCCGGAGAUGCCGCCGCAUGAGAAGCAAAUGUCUCCAUGACAGGGGACAACCGCCCUGUCAAGCUUGCCACGCUGCCGGACUCGGCGCCUCAGACUGCGUGUUCCCGGUCCGUGGCCAGCCAGACCAGGACCGCGAGUAUCGGCACCCUCGAAUGAGGCAAGACAAGAAUGGCAAGCGGGAUCCGACCAAGACCCGCAGCGGUUCCCUUGAAGCCCCUAUUGCCCGAUUGCUGUCUCACUCAACCUCGUCUAAGAACAUCAGACCCGCAGAUGAAUGGGACUUGCUGCCGCCGCUGCCUGAAAUCAUCGAGGCCGUCAACAUGUUCACUCGUCAUUAUUUCCAGCUGGGAUUCAUUCCGAAGCAAGCCUUCCCGGAGAGCCUGAGGACGAACCACCGAUCUGUCAGCGUGUUCUUGGUCCUCGGGAUUCUCAGCAUCUCAGCUCGCUUUAUGCCGUCUUUGGUCGAACGCUAUGGCAGUGGCGUGAAGGCCGCCGAGGUGUUUAUGGAACACGCAUCGGCCGUUGCCCUGGACGAGCUGUACAGAGGCCCGGAUCUAGCGAGGUGUCAAGCGUUCUACCUGCUAAGCAUUGCACAGCAAGGGAGCGGGCUGAAGAGCCAGAGCUCGAUCAACAUGGCUAUCGCCCUGCGAAUGGCCACCCUGAUGCGCCUCCAUCGGGAAGAGACCUACACUCUUAUUAACCCCACGAAAGAGCUGGUCAUCAAGGCAGAGUCUGCACGCCGCACACUAUGGAUGCUGCACAGUCAAGACAAUAUCCAUUCAGGACCUGCAUCUCCUGUAUCUCUUGUGGCAUCUGAUAUCACCGCUCUACUCCCAUGCAACGAAGAAGACUUUGCCAAUGGCAUGGAACCUCAAUCGCGAGCAGCACUUGAAGACACCCCGCCCGCUGUAGAGAACCCGAGAUUGAUAACUGACCAAGGAAGAUCUCUGUUUGCCACUUUAAUUCAGUCGCAUUACCUGUGGGGUACCAUUUCUCGGCGAGCCAUGAGCCGGGAUAAAAGCACGCGUCCAUGGGAACUAAAUAGCGAGUACGGUAAGAUGGAAAUCAAAUUGAGAGAGUGGGAGGGCGGGCUGCCACAUGGGUGCCAGUGGAGCAACGUCCUUCUCAAAGGGUACAAGGCAGGCGGGGAGGACUUGGCAUAUCUAGGUGUCUCGAUGAUUACCCGCCUCUGCAAUAUUGUACUGCGGAAGGCCUAUCUCGACGAAAUCGUAGCCUCGGCCUCGGGCAAGUCAGAACCUACCUUGCAACCGUUCUGGGCCAACAUGUCGUACGAGCUCUUCAAUAACGUAAGAAUGUUGCAUGAGCAAAUCGAGACCCAGUUCAAAGUAAGGACCAAUGACGACGGGAAAGGCGUCCAGAUGGCGGCUUUCUGCGUCUACAGCUGCGGUUUCUUCGCCUGCUACCUAUGCAAAUGUCCGAAUAUCUGCCCAGACCCUGCCAUCACCCGGGAAGGCCCAGCCAUGGUACAGCGCUGCGUCACAAUUCUGACAGAGAGCCAAGAUCUAUGGCCCCUGGCCUCACGAUGGCUUGAUGGGCUUAUAAAGUUCAGAGACCAGAAGUGUGCUGCCGCAGGUGUAGAAGGCAGCAUGGCCGAUGGGAGGGAACCCAUCCCCCAUGUGCUGCACCAAGCACCCGAGCCACCUGCCACAAAACCCAUCCAGCAAUCAAUACUUACUACUAUUGCCCCUCUUCCUCCCCAUCCACAUCCGCCCAUGGACGACCAGCACAACAGGCAGGCACACAGCCCUGGCACACCAAUGCCCCCUCUCCUGCAAACGAACCCCCUACCACAGACAUAUAUCGACCCCAACCUGCGACUGCCCGCACCACAAUCACAACAGGAGCCAAUGCACCCCCAGCACGCCCACCCCCACGUCCACGCACACACCCAACCAGCAGCUCCCGCCCACGACCACCACCAACAGGGCCGCCCAUCAACCGACGGCCUCGGCCUCCUGAUCGAGGCAUUCGACACCCACCAAAACCACAACCACAACCACCACCACCACCACCCUCAGGCCGCCGGCGCCGACAGCCUACAGAUACCGGUUCCCGACGUCGCCUACGACCCGCCGCCGCCACACCACCCACACCCGCACGAGUGCUAUCCCGUGACGGCGGCGGCGCCGGGGGGCCCCGGGGGGGUGCCGACCAACGACGGGUACGAGAACGAGCUGCAGUUCUACAUGUCCGACGGGAUGCCCAUCAUAUCGCAGGGGUGGGUUACUGGGGAUAUGUAUGGGUUUUGAGAUGGG